AUGGAGUGCGGUGUUGAUCGUGGCUUGGAUGAGCAUGACGCUGAGAGUCAGUGUGGCUCUGAUGAGGAAGUUGCCGAAUCUAAUCAGUCGCAACACGCCUCAUCUAACCAUGACUACCCAGGUGUUGCGUCUGAUUCUGAUGGAAUCAACGUGGAUACUGCAAAGUCGGAUCCAACACCCCCAACUUCAUCGACUCCCACAUCAUUCUACAGCUUGCGCAGCCGAAACAAGAGCAAGCUCGUAUAUGAUGCAAGGUACCAUCCUAUGGACGACGCUAUCCGCCCCACUCAAGCUGCAAAACUUCGGUCUGCUCAUGGGGAGAAGCAAGUUUGUUUCGCCUCGGAUGACCUGAGUGAUGCAUUUACCGCAAACGAUUCCGAUGAGGAACAGUCGAGUGAACAUAGCGAGGCAGAGGAAGAGCUAAGAAAAUACCCCAGGGGCAAGAAGCGAAAAUUCACUCAGUCACAGCUACGGUCUGUCGAACCGACUCGUCGCUCUUCUCGCAAGGUCUCAGAACUGAAGAUCUCCUACAAUAUGAAUGUCCACCCCCAAGACAAAUUCCUGAGUGUAUCGAGCGAUGACGGGGAGGCUGCGCCAAAGAAGAAAGCCAAGAAGUCCAAACACACAUGUCGUGUAGAUGGUUCAGGCUCCAAUGAUGGAAUUGCGCCGCCAAAGUCAACACGUCGAAAGCAUGCAGAUUAUGUUAGCGAUUCCGAAUCCGAUGGACUCAAGUCUAGCGAUGAGCAUUUCCGCUCAGGUAUAGAGGUUGAAAGCGAUGCCGUUACGAUUGCUGAAAGCCUGCCUGCAUCUCCCGUUCUAGACAGCCCAAAGGGUAGUGAGCAUGGCAGAAACUGUAUUGAUUCACCGCAUCUCUCUCUAGGGGAGCCAGAUCUUUGUCCCGAAAAAGACGCAUGGCCAAUCUCACCGGGUCAACCAUUCCAAAUCUAUCACGAGAAACUUGAAGAUCAGCUGCAUCGCGAGGCGUCGGCUGCUUCGCCGCUCAAGUACGAGCAUGAUGACAAGGAAAACGCAACCGACAACGCCGCAGACACGGAGCCGCCAUCUGAAACAUAUGCGGGAGUCUCUAUCAUCCCAGAAUCGCAAUAUACGCCGUCCAGUGAAGACCGCCAAUUCUCCUCCUGCAGCGCUCUUGCUAACAAUGCGCUCUACGGUGAUCCUUUUCCACAGACUUACGGUCUUGAUGGAGCCUACUGCAGUGAUUCUGAGAAGACCAAUGGACACUCUAAAGGCAUGAGCGUACGCGUGUUUGGUAGGAGUGUGCCUGUGAAACAAGCACAGGCCGAGCCGGACUCUUCUCAGGACUCGGUAUUCGGUCACUGGAAAUCAGACGAGGCGACCGAAGGAUGA
Exserohilum turcica Et28A is the source of this 1368-nucleotide messenger RNA. RefSeq lists its product as uncharacterized. The coding region runs from base 1 to 1368 and encodes 455 amino acids. Lineage: Eukaryota; Fungi; Ascomycota; Dothideomycetes; Pleosporales; Pleosporaceae. The transcript is spliced from 3 exons. The record is from RefSeq and is a predicted model, not a curated record.